Betta splendens (Siamese fighting fish) is the source of this 2384-nucleotide messenger RNA. RefSeq names its product pyruvate dehydrogenase kinase 2a (gene pdk2a). The transcript is spliced from 11 exons. Gene Ontology annotation, molecular function: pyruvate dehydrogenase (acetyl-transferring) kinase activity. Gene Ontology annotation, biological process: protein phosphorylation; regulation of glucose metabolic process. The coding region runs from base 345 to 1574 and encodes 409 amino acids. Gene Ontology annotation, cellular component: mitochondrion. NCBI's taxonomy places the organism in Eukaryota, Metazoa, Chordata, Actinopteri, Anabantiformes, Osphronemidae. The record is from RefSeq and is a predicted model, not a curated record.
AGGACUCUACUACUUAAAAUGGCCGAAAUGCUGGAGGUUAUUGAGGAUUGUUGUUGUUUAUACUAAUAUCAUAUAUUUCAAAGUGUCUUUUUACGCUUUACACGUUUAAAGGAGAAGAAGAAAACGAGCCUCGUGAAUGGAAGUCAUCGUGGGAUAAACAAACCCGCUGGUCCCGCCCCCCGGCGGUUCUCAUUGGCCGGCGCCGAACAUAAAUACAAACAAAUCCCGUCUUCCUAUUGGCUGAGGCUCGUCACGUUCCCAAGGGUUGCUUUCAGUGUUUGCGUCCGGCGGUGCCGUUCACGGGUUCGGUCGGGAGUCGCUGGAUCGGGGAUCCCGCAGCAAUAAUGAAGUUCGUGCGGUUCAUUAUGAGAAACGCCGCUUUGGCCAGUGCGCCCAAGCACAUCGAGCAUUUCUCCAAAUUCUCUCCUUCACCGCUCUCCAUGAAGCAGUUCCUCGAUUUCGGUUCCAUCAACGCCUGCGAGAAGACGUCCUUUGUCUUUCUGAGGCAGGAGCUGCCUGUGAGGCUCUCCAACAUCAUGAAGGAGAUCAACCUCCUGCCCGACAAACUGCUGAGCACCCCGUCUGUGCAGACGGUGUGCAGCUGGUACGUCCAGAGUCUGAUGGAGAUUCUUGAGUUCCUAGACAAGAAUCCUGAUGAUCACUAUGUCCUCGGAGAGUUUGUGGACACCUUGUUCACCAUCAGAAACAGGCACAACGACGUGGUGAGGACCAUGGCCGAGGGCCUCAUCGAGUACAAAGAGGCCUUCGCUCCGGACCGGACCACCAACCAGAACAUCCAGUACUUCCUGGACCGCUUCUACACGAGCCGCAUCUCCAUCCGCAUGCUCAUCAACCAGCACACUCUUAUCUUUAAUGGCAACACGAACCCUGUCCACCCCAGCACCAUUGGCUCCAUCGACCCCCAGUGUCGGGUGGAAGACGUGGUCCAGGACGCCUUCCUCUGCGCCAAGAAGGUGUGUGACCAGCACUACCAUCACUCCCCAGAUCUGCAAAUGCAGGAGAUGAACAACAAGAAGAGAAACCACCCAGUGAGCAUCGUGUACGUGCCCUCCCAUCUCUACCACAUGCUCUUUGAGCUCUUUAAGAACGCGAUGAGGGCCACGGUGGAGACGCACGGGGGCCGCGGGCGCCUCCCGCCCGUCAGAGUCAUGGUGUCUUUGGGAGGCGAGGACAUGUCCAUCAAGGUCAGCGACCGCGGCGGCGGCGUCCCGUUCCGCAAGACCGAGAACCUGUUCAGCUACAUGUACUCCACUGCUCCCACUCCACAGCUGAGAGACCACUCGCAGGUCCCACUGGCCGGCUUCGGCUACGGCUUGCCCAUCUCCCGCCUCUAUGCCAGGUACUUCCAGGGGGACCUGCAGCUCUUCUCCAUGGAGGGCCACGGCACGGACGCCGUCAUCUUCCUGAAGGCGCUGUCCACAGACUCCAUCGAGAGGCUGCCAGUGUACAACAAAACCGCUCUGAGGAACUACACCGUCAGCCACGAGGCCGACGACUGGUGUGUCCCCAGUAAAGAGCCCCUGGAUCUGAGCACCUUUAAGGUGGCCAAGUGAAAAUGCCCCAGCCGGAGGCAAACCUUGGUUUUAGCUUCUUCGCCUUUCAGUCGCUGUUCUUCUGGGUUUUAUCAACCAAACAUUCAUAUAGGAAACGUCUCCUAACAGAACGUCGCCCCUGGGACUUUAGAGAUGAUCCUGGGAUCAACAGAGGGUGCGCGUGGAACGUGUGAGGAUGAGCGCGGGUUUGAUGACAGAACCCGCGUCGUCCGGUUCUGCUGCAGGACUUUGUGGAGGUCCACAGUUAAACAGGAAGGAGCCCUGUUGUCCCAUAACCGAGACCCUCGUCCCGUCACCCACGCGUUACUGUAGCGCCUUCACCCAAACACGUUUCACUGGAAUACUUGAACUUCUUUUACGUUUAGACUAAUAUUUUUGUGUGUCGGUAAAUUUCCAGCUGGGUUUCACAGCUUUGAACAAACGUCGCAUGUCGUGUUUCUGCUCCGGAUAUUUGAUUUUGCCUUUUGUCCACACUCCCUGAUAAGAUACAGUGUUAUCUUAAGGCCCAGCUGCUACAGGGUUUGUUAAAAGCAUGAAGCACAUGCUCCGUUCGACCGGCUCCAGUUAUUACGGCCCUGGAGCCAGUCUGAGUCACUGUUGGGCCCGUUAUCCAGCAAGACGAGGCCCGUUUAUGACUCUGUGCCAUACGAGGAACAAGGGCCCGAGUCCAUUUGAGCUGGAAGUUUUCCCUUUGUGUUCUAUUUAUCUGAAUCAUGCACAAUGUGAAAGGUUAUUUUUAUAGCUACACUUGACCUGUGAUUGAAAUGAUGUAAAUAUAAAGCAAAUAAAUAGAACCGCUUCAAUAUAAAA